Messenger RNA from Melampsora larici-populina 98AG31, 1692 nucleotides. RefSeq lists its product as uncharacterized. Lineage: Eukaryota; Fungi; Basidiomycota; Pucciniomycetes; Pucciniales; Melampsoraceae. The coding region runs from base 1 to 1692 and encodes 563 amino acids. The transcript is spliced from 9 exons. Gene Ontology annotation, molecular function: protein binding. The record is from RefSeq and is a predicted model, not a curated record.
AUGCGAUCACAAGGACGAAAUUUAUGGAAGUCUGAUAACAGCCUUCGACGAGAGCCAUUUUUCAUAUUGCAUUAUAUGGUCAGAUUUCAGAAUUGGGAACCGCUCGCUGAGGUCAAUUGGAUGCAUCAUGCUACUGAUUUGUUCAUGGGUGUCAUUGAUGCGGAUCAACCAGCUCUCUUACCAGGUCGAUUACCUUUACCAACCGGUUGCACCACCUUCUCAAAACAAGAACAAGCUGAUAUCUCUCGUUUCUUAGUCACUCUGCUUUCCAAAGAAUUUCUAAUCAAACCUGUUGAUAGAAGAUCUAACGUUGUGCAGAUCUUACUUGGCGAUGUACGUGCUUGUACUCCUACGCCAAUUCUUCCACCUCAUCUUGUUAGGUAUCUCGCCAACACGUAUUCAGCGUGGCUCAUUGCUAUUGAGCAUCUUCAAGAGAUGUCAGAAGAGUUAGUGGACGAUGAAGUGACUCAGGAGAUAGUGAGUGACGUGCUAGCUCAAUUGUACACCGAAUUGGGGGAGACAGAUAUUUUCAUGGUCCAAAUCGGAGAAUGGACACUUGCUGAACAAGCUGUAAGCAACUGUUACUAUAUCAAGCCAUCAGUCCCUUGUACAAUUGCUCAUAUUGGUUAUAUUCUUGAAUCACUUAUGUUUCAUUUAAAUACCAGUAUACAAGAUAGAGCACGUUCAGAUUUGAUCACAUUGGGCAAAGACGAAUCCAGUUUGUGGGAGGAUCAUUGGGUUCUAUGUGUUAAAAAAAUGCAACAGUGGGACUUUUUGAGCGAGUUAGCAAGAGCAGAACACAAUAGCAAACUCCUGCUUGAAUGCCAAUGGCGACGACCUGAUUGGGAUACGGAGCAUGCGAACGUAAAACUGGCACUCAAUUCUUCACCUGGACAAAGUAUUCGAAAAAAUACGCUUCAAGCAUAUCUUACGUUAAUGAAGAAUCAUACUGGUGUGACACUCGAUGAGGGAAAAGCUUUACAGACAACCACUAGUCAGAACCUAGAUUCCCGAUCAGCUGAUCUGAAACAUGUUAUCAAUACCUGGCGGGAAAAUCAAAGCUUUAUUGGCCAAAUCAUCGGAAAAUUUAGCAAAGAUGCCCUGACAAGUAGAUUGUCUACGGUGUAUCAACUUGUGCCGGAUGUUGCUAACACGCCAGUGUUUCCUUGCUUUCAGCGAUACAAAGAGGAUAACAACAACCACUUCGUGAAGAUCCUCCGGUUUUCAACUAGAUAUGGUGCUCAGAAACACAAGGACCUCAUUGUAGUCUUCAAGAUAUCUGAUAAAGAACAUUGUACUGAAGCUGGCUUUGCUAAAGAUGAUCCAAUCGUAGCCUAUGUUGAGCGGAUGAGAUCGUUGGCAUACGAUCGAGUGGAUGCGGGCUGCCCAAUGCAUUUUCAGGAGGAACUUGAACACCGGUUAUCAAUCUUUGUCCGUGAUGAGAUUGUAGCCUGGAAUACGAUGAGACAAAUUAAAUUAGCUCCUGAUGAUCCUCGAUUGAUGAUCACCGUGAAACAAAAUUUACAAAGCGUGAUUAAGCGAGCGCACGUAUUGAGUUGUGAAAUGGAAAGAAUGACGAUUGAUCCACAUAACCCACAACCCGUUUGCCAGAAUGUAACAGAAUUGAUCAAUACAGCUACAAAUUUACCAAAAUUAUAUAGUAUGCAUCCAUCUUGGAUGCCAUGGUUAUAA